GCCGCCGCACGGAAAGUUGGAAGUCCCGGGGAUCGAUGCGUGGUUCGCCAUGGCUGCGGAGGGCUUGUGGUGCUACCGGGGCGAUCCCCAGGAGGGACACAGCGCUCCGCUCGUCCAGUUUACCAACGGGAAACUGAGAAGUUCUGAAAAUUUGGGUUUCACCUUAUAUAAAAGCAAAGACUCCAAUCAUCCAAGAAAGAAGAGUAGAGUAAUUUUGAAUGCAGAAACAGAUAGACUCUCUUAUGUAGGAAGCAAUUUUGGUGCCGGAGCCCUGAAACACAAUUCUCUCUGCAGAUACUUCGUUGGUGUAUUAGACAAGAACUCUGGACAAAUGGAAGUCUACAAUGCAGAGUUAUUCAACAUGCACCCAUUGGUGUCAGAUAAUGUAGCAGAUGAUGACCUGUCAGAAUAUUUGACUAAAUCCUACAGAGAGAAGAUAGAUCUGUGCAUUGAAGCCUUUGGUACCAACAAGCAGAGGAGAGCCCUGAGCUCUCGGAGGAUGAAUCAAAUCGGGAAGGAGAUAUUGAAUAAGGCAGUGACGAAAGCAGCAGAAGACGUUAUAGAGACAAAGGGUGUUGCAGCUUUGGUCAGUGAUGCGGCAGAAGAUGAAAAAGCCGAUGUCUCCUUGGUUCUUCCCCUGUGCCAUGAAGAUGCCAACAAACCAGAGGAUGUCUACAAGUUUGAGGACAUUAUUUCGCCAGCUGAAUAUGAGGCGCUUCAGGCUCCAGCGGCGGCUUUCGUGAACAUCACCUCAGCAGAAAUUCUCAAGAUGGCUGAAGAGAAAAGCUACUGCUCCUUUGUUCUGGAUGAGCUGAAGUCCAUGCCUCUGGAUGAGAAGAGACGCGACCACAAAGCCCGAUGUCUCUGGUUCUUGGAUUGUCUUGUCAAGUUGAGCUCACAAAAAGUGGUCAAAAAGAAACUAGCACUGGGGCCCAGUUGUCCAGACAACAUCAGCAACAAGCUUGUGAAAACCUUCACAGCACUGUCCUAUGGCAAUGGCAGGAUACAGAAUCAAGUUUCUGCGUCCAUGAAAGUUAAGAUAACCGCGUAUGCCAUAGCCCUAGCUUUGCAUAUUAACAACUUCCAAACAGACCUGACAAUCUUGCAGCGGGAUCUGAAAUUGCGGGAUAGCAGGAUCCUUGACAUCGCCAAAGCAAUGAGGCUGAGGAUCACCAAAAGCAAAGGCCUCUCUGGACUUGACGAACACAAACUAGGAACGCUCUCUUUGCCCUUACCUGAGUACAAGAUGCCUCUAAGAAGCAGGAAACGCAAGAUGAACAACUAAGCGGCCGCUGUGGCUUCCAGCCAAGCAUGUAUGGCCUUUCUCCUGUAUUCCGCCACGUUUGGAUAGAUCUCAUUUUUUGCUACAAACUCACUCACUCCCCCAAGUACUGUUGAUUCUUUUUGCACUCAUGGAUUUUGUAGCCUCAGCCUUCUUGGAUUGGACUAAUAAAUAUAAUGAAAAAGUUGGAUAGA
Molecule: messenger RNA, 1476 nt
Organism: Elgaria multicarinata webbii
Lineage: Eukaryota; Metazoa; Chordata; Lepidosauria; Squamata; Anguidae
Gene: POLR1E
Product: RNA polymerase I subunit E
Exons: 12
Coding region: 50-1285 (411 amino acids)
Biological process (GO): transcription elongation by RNA polymerase I; RNA polymerase I preinitiation complex assembly; DNA-templated transcription
Cellular component (GO): RNA polymerase I complex
Molecular function (GO): DNA binding
Source: RefSeq, a predicted model, not a curated record